AUGAAGGAGAUCCCAGCUGCGGACAAGACUUUUGCGACCAUCGGAGCAAUCCUUUGGUCCAUCCAGGUCAUCCCUCAAAUCAUCAAGAGUUACCGCACAAAGAGCACAGAUGGACUCAGUCCCGCCCUCAUGUUUAUCUGGGCAUGCGCAACAAUCUUCCAGGGCUCCUACCUCGUGGCGAUGCGGUCCUCGAUCCCCCUCCAACUGCAACCACAAGUGUUUGGCGCUCUCGGCGUCAUCUCAUGGGGUCAAUGCCUGUACUAUGGGAAGAAGUACUCGCUCCGCAAAACUCUUUGCUGCGUAUUCACAUUCUAUGUCUUCUUUGCGGCCUUUGAGACCGGAUCCGUCUACGCUCUUUGGGCCGGGCAGAGGCGGGGUAUCACUUGGCCCAUCGAUAUGUACGGGUGGAUCACGAGUGCGCUGCUCAUCCUGGGCCUCAUGCCCCAGUACUACGAAAUCUACAAGCACAAGGAGGUUGUGGGCAUCUCGCUCCUCUUCAUGGCUGUUGAUAUCUUUGGCGGCUUGUUCUCGGGCAUCUCGCUCUUCUUUAGGAAACACUUUGAUAGUAUUGCUUUCGUGCAGUACUUCCUUGUUGUGGUGCUCGAUGGCGUCGUUGUCAUUCUUGCCUUCAUCUUGAACCCGAUGGCCAAGAAGAGGCGAGCACGCGAGGCCGCCCUCGCCGACGCGGAGAACUCGGCAGGCGUCGAGGACAGCACUAUGCCCAACCCUAACGACAGCGGUUCGGCAGCCGUGAGCGUCUGCGACGACGGCAGCAAGGCCGGCGACUCGUAUGUUCGCACCAUGACAAAGGCGACCGACUCGACCAGCUCAGCUCGCUCAACCGACGACUACGACUCGAUCAUCGGCCGCGAGGAGCGAGCUGUCUGA
Molecule: messenger RNA, 888 nt
Organism: Cutaneotrichosporon cavernicola
Lineage: Eukaryota; Fungi; Basidiomycota; Tremellomycetes; Trichosporonales; Trichosporonaceae
Exons: 2
Coding region: 1-888 (295 amino acids)
Cellular component (GO): membrane
Source: RefSeq, a predicted model, not a curated record